This is a messenger RNA of Aspergillus clavatus NRRL 1, 2079 nucleotides long. RefSeq names its product nuclear export protein Noc3. Gene Ontology annotation, cellular component: nucleolus. The transcript has a single exon. Lineage: Eukaryota; Fungi; Ascomycota; Eurotiomycetes; Eurotiales; Aspergillaceae. The record is from RefSeq and is a predicted model, not a curated record. Gene Ontology annotation, molecular function: chromatin binding. Bases 1 to 2079 code for a protein of 692 amino acids. Gene Ontology annotation, biological process: DNA replication initiation.
AUGGCUCCCGGACGCACAAUAAAGAGGAGACGAUUGAGUCCUCCCGAUGAUGAGGACAAUUCUUCUUCGCGGCCUGCCCGCGAUUCGGCUUUGAACGAUUUUCACAAUAGUGCAGCCGAAUGGGACCUGGAACAAGACUACGAGCGCCAACCACGCAAAUUGAGCAAAAAGCGCAAGGAAAAUAAUCGGCUGCCUAUCAAGACAGCAGAGGGCUUUCAGGCCGUUGAAGAGUCCGAAGCAGAGGCUGAGGAAUCCGAUAGCUUUCUGGGUACUGAUGAUGACGAAGACGACGAUGCGGACGAUGACGAGGAGAUGGACGACGAUGAAGAAGCCGAGGAAAAACCGAAGAUUCCCUUGAAGCUGCAAAUAAUCCAGGCCAAGGAGGAACUGGCACGGCUUGCGACUUAUAUCAAUGAGGACCCGGAGGAGCACAUCUCGUCUUUCAAGACAAUGGCUGAUAUGGUAGAGAACGGCGAACAUGUUGCGAUUAAGAAAUUGGCACUCGCUUCGCAGGCUGCCGUCUACAAGGAUGUGAUUCCUGGGUAUAGGAUCCGCCCUCUUAGCGAAGAAGACAUGUCUGCGAAGAUCUCGAAAGACGUGCGCAAGCUGAGGGCGUUUGAACAGUCGCUCUUAUCGGGAUACAAACACUACGUUCAGAAAUUAUCGGAUCUUACAAAGUCCUCCAAGAGGGGGGAGAACACGGCUGUAGACCCGAGUCUCAAGAGCCUUGCGAUCAACUGCGCCUGCAAUCUCCUCCUUUCUGUACCUCACUUUAACUUCCGUGGAGAGCUGCUGAAGAUCCUCGUGAACCGUCUUGCCAGGAGGCAGAUCGAUGUUGAUUUCAUCAAAUGUCGAGAGACAAUGGAGGAGGUCUUUUCUAGAGAUGAAGACGGUGUUGUUUCUUUGGAAGCUGUUCGCUUGCUCACAAAAAUGAUGAAAGCGAAGGAUUUCAGGAUUCACGAAAGUGUGUUGAAUACCUUCCUCCAUCUGCGCCUGCUUUCUGAGUUCUCUUCCAAGGGUUCGAGGGAUAGAAUCGACCGUGAGCCAGAAGAAGAGGACAACACCCUUCGUGGUAAGAAAAUGAAACAGAAGCGCGAGUUCCGCACCAAGCGGGAGCGUAAGCUGCAAAAGGAGAGAAAUGCUGUGGAGAAGGAUAUGAGGCAGGCAGACGCUCUGGUCUCGCAUGAGGAAAGAGAUAAGAAUCAAGCCGAGUCUCUUAAGCUUGUCUUUGCCACAUACUUCCGCAUCCUGAAACUCCGCAUCCCCAAUCUUAUGGGACCCGUUCUGGAGGGUCUUGCCAAAUAUGCCCAUUUGAUCAACCAAGACUUUUUUGGUGACUUGCUUGAGGCUCUGAAAGACCUAAUCGGGCAUGCCGAUAAGUCUGAGGUUGGAGAGGAUGAGGAAGAAGAAGAAGCCAAUGAGACGGAAACCGCUACACGGGACGCUCAGCGCGAGGCUCUUCUCUGCACCAUCACGGCCUUUGCCCUCCUGGAAGGACAAGACGUCAGCAAAGCGGCAGCAUCACUUCACCUCGAUCUUAGUUUCUUCGUCAAGCACCUCUAUCGCUCCCUCUACUCCAUCUCCGUCAACCCUGAAAUCGAGUUCAACCCUACUAAAUCCCUCCGACUCCCCGAUCCCAACUCGUCCGAAGCAGAUGGCUCGAUGCCAUCGCAGAACGCAAAAAACAAAGUCAACUUCCAGACACCUACCGUCCUCCUCCUUCGCUGUCUCCAAUUUACACUCCUGUCUCGCGCACAUGGAACACCUCCCCCACUCCGGCUUGCCAGCUUCACCAAACGCCUAUUGACAUCAUCGCUCCAGGUUCCUGAGAAGUCUGCUCUUGCUACACUGUCUCUGUUGAACCAGGUAGCCAAACAUCAUGUGCGUCGAAUUGCGCCACUGUGGCACAGCGAGGAGCGAAGAGGUGAUGGAGUAUUCAAUCCGUUUGCAACCGAUAUUGAGACAACCAAUGUCUUUGCGGGAACAGUGUGGGAAGGCGAAUUGCUGCGGCUUCACUACUGUCCUCAAGUGAGGACUGUGGCAGCGGACAUCGAAAAGAUGGUCGCAACUCAGAAUUAG